Molecule: messenger RNA, 885 nt
Organism: Indicator indicator
Lineage: Eukaryota; Metazoa; Chordata; Aves; Piciformes; Indicatoridae
Gene: TMEM178B
Product: transmembrane protein 178B
Exons: 4
Coding region: 1-885 (294 amino acids)
Cellular component (GO): membrane
Source: RefSeq, a predicted model, not a curated record
AUGGCUGCUGGAAGGUUACUGCUGUAUGCUGGCCUCUCUUUAGCUUUGUGUGCCCUGGGCAUGCUGGCUGUGGCUAUCUGUUCAGACCAUUGGUAUGAAACUGAUGCCAGGAAACACAGAGAGAGGUGCAAGAGCAUCACCACUAAGAGAAAUGAUCCUGGCUUCAUUUAUAACUCCAACAACAACCUGCCUCUCAGGGCCAGCAGGUCUAGGUUGGACCGCUGGGAAGGGAAACUCCUCUUGGCACGAAACAGGAGGCAGAUCUUUGCCAUGAGCGCAGUCGAUGAGUGCAACAGACAGUACAACUCGACCAACAUGGGGCUCUGGAGGAAAUGCCACCGACAAGGAUUUGACCAAGAGCUGGAGGAGCUCAUUGCCAAAGGAGCAAUUGAGCGGUGCACGUACAUCAAGUACCACUACUCCUCAGCGACCAUUCCCAAGAACCUCACCUACAACAUCACCAAGACAAUCCGCCAGGAUGAGUGGCAUGCCUUGCAUCUGCGCAGGAUGACAGCUGGCUUCAUGGGCAUGGCUGUGGCCAUCAUCCUCUUUGGAUGGAUUAUUGGGGUGCUGGGGUGCUGUUGGGAUCGAGGCCUUAUGCAGUAUGUGGCAGGGCUUCUCUUCCUCAUGGGAGGAACCUUCUGCAUCAUUUCACUGUGCACAUGUGUGGCUGGAAUCAACUUUGAGCUCUCCCGCUACCCCCGCUACCUGUACGGACUUCCUGACGACAUCAGCCAUGGCUAUGGCUGGUCCAUGUUCUGUGCAUGGGGGGGCCUGGGCCUCACUCUUAUCUCUGGCUUCUUCUGCACUCUGGCUCCUUCUGUCCAGCCUGUCCCCAGGACCAACUGCCCCAAAUCUAGACCUGAGAAUGGGACAGUGUGCUAA